Messenger RNA from Mytilus trossulus (common blue mussel), 3760 nucleotides. RefSeq names its product agrin-like. The coding region runs from base 138 to 2786 and encodes 882 amino acids. The transcript has 10 exons. The record is from RefSeq and is a predicted model, not a curated record. Lineage: Eukaryota; Metazoa; Mollusca; Bivalvia; Mytilida; Mytilidae.
UAUAAUACCGGUAUAUGUUAACAUGUUAAAUCAUGGAGCCUUAUUAUCAUAAUUUAUGUCAAAGGAAUACAUUAGCAAUGGAACAAUAGUGUUGAUACGAAAAAGGAUUAUUUGUAUUAUAUAUUUGCUAUACUGAUAUGGAUGUGAUGAAACUUUUGAUUAUUCUUUGUUUAUUGUGUGUAGCUGUUCAAUCUAUCAAAGUAAAAUUGUUAGAGAGUUGUUCCAGUAAUGAGGACUGCCCAUCUCAAUCUAGUUGUAAAGAACGUGGAUGUGAUGGCAGAGUGUGUAUAUGUCAAAACACUUAUAUGCCUUCUGAGAGUGAUACUCCCAGAUGUGUCAAAAUCACUGAGAUUGGAGACAGAUGUGAUAGAAGUUCCCGAUGUCGAGGGCUGUAUAGUCGUUGUAACGACACUGGACACUGUGUUUGUAACCAAGGUUACUCAGAGGUCGUUUCCAGAAUAAACAUUACAUACUGUAAACAGAAACCAAUUUUCCAGACAAAGCCACUGUUACUAGGCCAGCGUUGUGGUAAUGGCAACAGCUUCUGCGCGGACGGUUUUCAGACUACAGAAUGCAGACGAGGGGUUUGUGAAUGCAUAGAUGGAUAUCGUCCUGCAAAUCUACCAGAAAUCAACUCUUAUCCAUUCCAUCUAUUACAAUGUGUACCUGCAGAAUUCAGCAUCGACAAACCAGUUUCAAGUAAUCUAUGUUUCCAGAAAGGAAUUCCAGCAUCGACAUUCUCACCGCAUACCACUACCUCAACACCGACAUCACAGAAUACAAGUACUCAGACGACAAGUACACAACACUACGUCACAACAACCUCAGGGACAGUGUCAUCUUACAUCACAGGGAGCAUCUCAACUAUUUUACCAAUUACCAAAGAGACUGUUGGAAGAACGUCAUCUCCUGCAAAGUAUCAUGCAGAAUCGUCAUCGUCAAUACAACAAUCGCCAGGCUCAUUAAAACACUCGUCGUCUAUACAACCUACAUCAAGCUUGUUGAAACAAUCUAUUCAUACAAACUCUGAUCAUUUCAGUAGUACACCAGUAAUAAAUUCGUUUACGAAAAGUAUGAGUAGCAAGGAACUCAUAACUUCAUCUUAUUCCAAGUCAAGUGAGGUGGAAAUAUUCACCAGUAAAUCUUUACAGAUUUCACAAACAGUGGAUAUUGAGAAAACAUCGUCAGGUCACCAUACUUACAAAUUAACCGAAACACCUUUAAUGUCAAACCCUAUAACGACAAUACAUCCGUCGAUUCAAGUUUCGAUUCUUAACACAGGAAUUUCCCUUAAUUUGUUAUCAUCGUCGAUGAUUUCAAAACCGAGUCGUCAUACAAUAUAUCUAGACCUAAUAACGACUUCUUACAACUUAGUACCGCUUCAUUCACUCUCAGCUUCGUCUUCCGUAUUGGAUAUAAACUCCAACACACCAUCAUUAAAGUCUGUCGGAGCUACAAGAUUCCAAACUACAGCUUCUCAGUCAACGACUGAUGGACCAUAUAUUUUCCCUGAAUCAACAUUUUCUGUUACGAUGACAUCUUCUAUGCAGACCGUGACAAGUGCUCGAGAAACAACAAUUCAAAAUUUACCUACAGGGAAAACUACUGAGACAACAACACCAAAUUUCCCUACAACAGAAAACAAUGAGACAACAACAAACAAUUUACCUACAGUUGAUAACACUGAUACAAAAACAACACUUUCUUUAACAAAAGUAUCUGAUGGUAAACAGUGCAACAGUGUUACUCACAUAUGUAUUAAAGGUGGUAUCUGCGAGGAAGAUCUAUGUGGCGAAAGUAGAUGUCGAUGUGAGAGGGGUUUUGUACCUAAUUUGAACAAAUCCCGAUAUCUGAAAUUGGGACAGUUAGGUAAUGGUUGUGAAGAAGAUGUAUCUUGCAUGGGUCCAUUUACUGUAUGUAGAGCUGGUACAUGUCGAUGUAAGGACGAUUAUGUUACCAGUAGUAAUGCUUUGUGGUGCACUCAUAAAACUUCAUGGUUUGUCAAAUUUCCUUUACUUGGAAAUAGUUGUUCAUCUUUCUUUGCCGAAUGCUUCCAUUCCCUGGAACAGGAAUGUGUAAAAGGCAAGUGCCAGUGUAAGAAAGGCUUACGAAGUGCAACCGACGAAGAUAAUCAAGUACCUUCAGACACAUAUCAUCAAUGCCGAAAUGACUCUUUACAAUUUGGUCAUCGAGAGCCAAGAGCUUGUAGAGGUGGUGCUGAAGACGAUAUUUCAGAUCCAAUUUACCGUACAGCGAUCAAAAGGAUCCGGAAAAUGCAGGGUAUAAUAUUUGGUUGUAUAGCUGGUAUAGUAGUGGCUAUUUGUUCUAUAAUCGGUGGCAUUUGUUACUGCAGAUAUCAGAGAAAAGUAAUGGUACGAGACAUGACAAGUGACAAAAAUUCUGUCGUUUCAUUUGAUAGACAAUCAAGUGGGAAAUAUUCCUUUAGAAUACCACGCCCAUUUAUGCCUUAUAUCAAAGACUGGGACACGGACCAGUUAACAUAUGCGAAUUCUGCAUUCACAUCAGACGACAACGAAGUUCUGAAAGGUGACCGAACUUUGAGAAGCAGUCGAAGUAUAACGUUACCUGACGAAUCAGAUACUGAAGGUUAUAAUCGUCCAAAUGAUAGACAAAGGACGUUGUCUACCUCAUCUACUGUGGAAGGCGACAUAACUUCAGUUGAAGGAGAAACUGAUAAACAAAGUAUAGGUGGUUCACAAUCUUCACUUGCAAAAUCUUAUCAGGCAAAUCAUAUCAUCUUAGAACCUGAAAAUGUCGAAGUGUAACUCUUUCUGUUGGUAAAAACAUGGUUGUCAUAUCUAAAGGAGAGGGAAUUCUCGUACAAAGGUUCCAGGUUCUUAUUUGAACAGUUGUUAGAACAUGAUGGAUAUGAAUGGAACAGAAAACUGCAACGUUUUAAAAGUGCACACAUCCUUUAGUAGUAUUAGGAGUUUUCGUGUGGCUUAUUGUCGCUUUAGUCGCGAUAGUCACACUGGCAUGACAUUUUUUCUUUCCUUUAACAUUGAAAUAGCAAAAUUGCUAAAUUACGAUAAAUGUUAGCUCCAAAUUAUGAUAAGAAUGGCGUUCUAAUUAUAAAUUUCGCGAAAUCAACCCAAUGAUUAGUAUUUUUAGGGUACUGGACGGUUCUUUCCCUAGUCGAUUAAAUGCUUUUCUAAUCGGACUUUCAAAACGUAUAUAUUUAGGUAUUGCACCAUUUUGAUAUGGGAAUAACAAAAUUGCUAAAUAAGAAUUAACUUGUCUUAUCGGGGCCUUUUAUAGCUGACUAUGCGGUAUGGGCUUUGCUCAUUGUUGAAGGCCGUACAGUGACCUAUAGUUGUUCAUGUCUGUGUCAUUUUGGUCUUAUGUGGAUAGUUGUCUCAUUGGCAAUCAUACCACAUCUCCUUUUUUAUAUUAACUUAGAAUUUGGGUAAGAAUGGCACCCUAACCAUGGUUUCGCACAAACAGCCCAAGGAAUACUUUUAUGGGAACUGCACUAGUCACUUAAAUGCUUUUCACAGCGGACAUUCAAAACGUGUAUCUUUAGGUGUUACACCAUUUUUAUAUUGGGAUACGUCUAUUCUCCACAACCAGCUAUCUACUAAUGUUCGUAUUUAUAGAGAAUCAUUGUUUUCAUUAUUGUUUGAUCUUGUAUAUGUUUGAAUUCAUAGUGAAGCAACUUAACAUUUUGUAUUAGUCUGUUUAUGGAAAUAGUGGUAGUCCUUUAAGAUAAAGACUACAUAACAUAUUCUAAUUAUGUAAA